Molecule: messenger RNA, 700 nt
Organism: Ziziphus jujuba (common jujube)
Lineage: Eukaryota; Viridiplantae; Streptophyta; Magnoliopsida; Rosales; Rhamnaceae
Product: mavicyanin
Exons: 2
Coding region: 52-621 (189 amino acids)
Cellular component (GO): plasma membrane
Molecular function (GO): electron transfer activity
Source: RefSeq, a predicted model, not a curated record
UUCUCUUUUUUCUGUCGCAUAUAUCUCGUAUUCAAAAUCGCUCUCAAAUCAAUGGAAAAGAUGCUUAAUCUUGUUUAUGCUUUUGUUUUGCUCGGCUUUGUCACAACAUGCACAGCUACAACAUACCUGGUGGGGGAUACUUCUGGCUGGGACAUCAGCACCAAUCUUGCUACAUGGGCACAGGACAAGACUUUUAACGUUGGUGAUGUUCUACUGUUUCAAUACUCAUCGUCUCACAGUGUAAGCGAAGUGAAAAAAGAAGCUUUCGACAAAUGCGAAACAACAAAUGUUUUAAAAACAUAUUCAGGUGGAAACUCAACAAUCACUUUGACAAAACCAGGUGAAAGGUACUUUGUAUGUGGUAACAAGUUGCAUUGCUUAGGAGGUAUGAAGCUUCAGGUCAAUGUGGAGAACAAUCAGGAUUAUGCACCCGCCGGUCAACCUGAAUCUUCCAGCGGUUCCGACGAGCAAGGCCAAGGAGCUUCAAAUAUUAAUCCAAAACCUUCAUCUAGGACCAACUUUCCCACCUCAAAUUCUGCCUUCAAGUCUGUUAAAUCUGAAGUCUUUGUAUUUGCUUCUCUAGGUCUUAUGGCUUCCAUGUUAUUGUCUCUGAAAAUUUAGUAAGUUCUUGUAUUUGUGGAAACCAAUAUGCUGCUUUUUUUAUGUUUAUGAAAUUUAUUAAAACUUUAAUUUAUCUUUA